Molecule: messenger RNA, 1055 nt
Organism: Branchiostoma floridae (Florida lancelet)
Lineage: Eukaryota; Metazoa; Chordata; Leptocardii; Amphioxiformes; Branchiostomatidae
Product: solute carrier organic anion transporter family member 1A4-like
Exons: 6
Coding region: 1-1011 (336 amino acids)
Biological process (GO): sodium-independent organic anion transport; transmembrane transport
Cellular component (GO): membrane
Molecular function (GO): protein binding
Source: RefSeq, a predicted model, not a curated record
AUGGUUCUGAGCGGAUUUGGUCCGAGCGCCUUCACGACUAUCGGCAUCUCUUACAUGGAUGACCAUGCGCCCAAGAAAACGUCCCCUCUGUAUUAUGCUGAUAGUUUCAGGUAUAUCUACGCCUGUGGGUCAGCAGCAGCGGCCCUGGGUUAUGUGGUCAGCUCCGUCCUCCUGUCCUUCUUUGUGGACUUCGACAGAGUGGACACCGCUUCAGUCACCAUCAACCCCUACGACUCCCGGUGGAUCGGCGCCUGGUGGCUGGGGUUCCUGUGUGUGGGCGUGCCGCUAGUUAUUGUCUCCUUCCCCUUCUUCUGCUUCCCCAAGUCUCUUCCAGUCCCGCCCGAGGAGGAGGAGGAGGAGGAGGGACAUGACAAGACCGUCAAAGAGGAACCGCGAAGUACUGAUGACCCGGGGAUUAUCAAAGGGAUAUUCGUGCAAGGAUGGAGCCUCCUAACCAACGCAGUCUACAUGACGAUGCUGUGUGCCAGUAUCUUUACUGUAGCCUUACUGCAGGGCUUCACCCUCUACACACCCAAACUGGUGGAGGUUAACUUCGGCCUGACAGCAUCGGCAGCAAGUCUCUACACUGGGGCCAUCUGCGUCCCCGGUAACAUCGCAGGAGUUCUGAUCGGAGGUUUUGUCACCAGAAAGUGGAAGCUUCGCGGUCUCCAGUGUAUGACGUUUGUCAUCAUCUGCUCCAUCUUGGGAACUUCCCUUGGAGCUCUGAUGUGGUUAACUCCGUGUGACUCCUCCGGUGUGGCGGACGGCGUUCUACAGUCGUGCCUUAGUAGAGGUUGCGCAUGCUCAGAUAACAACCCAAUCCCGGUGUGCGGCGCAGAUGGCACGACGUACUACUCCGCAUGCGUCGCAGGGUGCCAAGGCCUCCAACUACUGAACGGAACAGCAUUCCCGGUAAUAACCUUUGUGAAGGAAGAUUGCCUCCGGCGGAGGUAUUGUUUUGAGUGUAUCUAUGCUGGCGUAUCACAUACAUUGCAAUUUAUGCAGUUUUAAACCUCCCGUCGUAAUGCAGCCAACUUCCCGUUUUUGUAUCUUCU